Harpegnathos saltator (Jerdon's jumping ant) is the source of this 1343-nucleotide messenger RNA. RefSeq lists its product as uncharacterized. Lineage: Eukaryota; Metazoa; Arthropoda; Insecta; Hymenoptera; Formicidae. The record is from RefSeq and is a predicted model, not a curated record. Gene Ontology annotation, biological process: establishment or maintenance of epithelial cell apical/basal polarity; neurotransmitter receptor transport postsynaptic membrane to endosome; cell-cell adhesion. Gene Ontology annotation, molecular function: protein kinase binding. Gene Ontology annotation, cellular component: postsynaptic density; basolateral plasma membrane; postsynaptic membrane. Bases 353 to 727 code for a protein of 124 amino acids. The transcript has 3 exons.
AUCUGGAAGUACCAAACAUCAAUUCAUUUGUCGAAUAUCGUUCAUCCUUCUCCAGUUUCUUGACGUCUAUUUCAACCAAUUUCAACGACGCGCAUGGCUGUCAUUCCAUCGGAGUUCGCUUGGAAGGUUCAGUUAUAGAAAAUCGCGUUCGGAAGUUGAUAAAAGUUUGUCGGCCGAUUAUUAAAAGCGCAUGAGAAUCAAUUUUCCGUUCGUACAAAUCGCACGAUCGUACGACGCUGGAACGUGCUGUGAAUUUAUUAUUAAUUGUGCCCUUGACGCGUACGGUUGACCGCGCGUGAAUUGCCGGAGUAAUUUGUGAAAUAAACGUGUGCCAGAGUUCAAAUAUCUCAUUAUGUGUGCGAAAAUGGCCUUUCAACAUCAGCCGGGUACUGCGAUGGAGUGCCUAAGCAUACCCAUUACAUUACACAAGGAAACAGAAAUUAACGAGAAUGGCGAAGAAGUAAUGAAAUGUGGUUUCAAAAUAGGCGGUGGUAUUGAUCAAGACUUUACAAAAAGUCCUCAAGGCUAUACGGAUAAUGGUAUAUAUGUGACAGAAGUACAUGAAGGAUCACCAGCAGCAAAAAGCGGUCUUAGAAUGCAUGACAAAAUCUUACAAUGCAAUGGAUAUGAUUUUACAAUGGUCACUCAUAAGAAAGCUGUUUCUUAUAUAAGAAAACAUCCAAUAUUAAACCUUUUAGUAGCUCGUAAAGGUGUCACCAGUACUUAAGGACAUACCAAAAGAAAUCCUGUUCUUUGAGAAAUAUUUAUUUCACAUAUCUUUUUUUAACAAGAUUUGCCUAUUCAAUCUAUUUUUUGCCAAAUAUUAUUACAGUAAAUGCUAGCAACUUCUAUCUAAUAAUUAACAUGAAUAGAAGUUAGUUUAGUAUGAGAUAUCAUUGAAUCAUAUAAUUGAAACAGUUGAAAUAGUUUCUCUGUCUUAAAACUAUAAGAAGCAAAAGUCACUGCUCUAACAUGACUAUAAGGAUAUUAUUAGUAUCUUUAUGAAGAAGUCUAAAAAGAGAGAUGCCAAAGCUUAAUAAAGUUGCAUUAAUUUACAUAUAUCUUUGACUAUGAAAGCAUGAGCUGUUUUUAUUUCUCUCUAAUAAGGAUAUUAUUUACAAAAAUAUCCAUCAAGUUUGAUUUUUUUGGUGCAUUUAUAUAUCAAUCUAUAGUAAGAAAAAAACUGCCGUAGCUUUAUAGUCAAAGGCAAAUACAUAAUAGGCAACAUCAACUUUUAUAACUAUAAUCUUUAAGUUUAAUUGUAGCAGGAAAGGAAUUUGGUGGUUUUGUAAAGAAGAGUAGUUGAAAAUUUCAAAACUUUCAAAAUAUUUAUGCAUCUUGUU